Ostertagia ostertagi is the source of this 441-nucleotide messenger RNA. The record is from the annotation of a GenBank genome assembly. NCBI's taxonomy places the organism in Eukaryota, Metazoa, Nematoda, Chromadorea, Rhabditida, Trichostrongylidae.
GUAACUACACUGAGGCUGGCUCAUUCUGAGAUCGUUGCGGCCAGCGACAAAACAGCCGUGAUCGAGGCAUUCGACUUCGCAAUAAAAUCAAACAUUUCCGAUGCUGACAAAUUGCAGUUCAGUCAGAGGAAAUUGGACUUCCUCGAAGAUCUCUCUUACGAUAUCGAUGUGUUACAAGAGCAUCAAGACGCUCAUGUUGCCUUAUUGGCUGAGAUGGAAAAUCCACCAACCACAACACGAAAGCGAAGGUAUAACGGCAGAGACGAGUCAAGAUAUUUCAAUGACAGAGAUCGCGAUGUGCCUUCUCGAAGAAGCCGAUAUUCGGAUCAUCGCGAUUCCUACCGUGACAGUCACCGCGGAAUGCGCGACGGUACCGGGUACUAUGUGUCAUCAAGCGCGUAUCCAGUGCAGCAGAUGUACUAUGGUAAUCAAGGCUAUUAG